UCUAAAAGUAACCUCCAGAUAUUGUGAGGAAGACCGAGCACACAGUAAUGCUAGUUGCACGAGAUUUCACAUGCAAUGUCCUUGAAACCUUCGCUGAAAAAUAGAUUUGUUUCCUUUUGAUCUCGAUGUUAUAGCAAUAUCUAUUUAAACUUUUCUAUAAUCGAAAAUCACUUUACGAAGCUACAGUAGCCUCCUUCUCUUACUUCGUCAAUUUAUUCUAUACACGUGACAAUGUUGAGGUCUGUUUCAACCAUGUUUAUUGCGCGAGCUAAGUCGACUAUCCCGAUAGUUCAACUUCCAGCGUUCCAAAUUCCGUUUUUCAGGUGCCUCGCAAGUUAUCCGAAAAAGUUUACAAUAAGCUACAACCAUAAUCGCGGGGACAGCGUACUUUUGGGAUCUACCAUUGGUCAAGUCGUGAACCAAGCUGCUGACCAGGUUGGUGAUAAACUAGCAUUUGUUUUUCGCCAUCAAAAUAUCCGUCGCACGUUUUUCCAGCUUAAUAAAGAGAGUGAUCAACUCGCAGCAAGUUUCCUGGAGCUAGGGUUAAGACCUGGAGAACGUCUUGCUCUGUGGAGUACAAACUGUUAUGAGUGGAUAUUGACACAAGUGGCUGCAGCUAAAGCAGGAUUAAUCUUGGUUAACAUCAACACUGCCUACCAACCAGAUGAAUUACAAUAUUGUUUAAACAAG
Messenger RNA from Limulus polyphemus (Atlantic horseshoe crab), 690 nucleotides. RefSeq names its product acyl-CoA synthetase family member 2, mitochondrial-like. Lineage: Eukaryota; Metazoa; Arthropoda; Merostomata; Xiphosura; Limulidae. The transcript has 4 exons. Gene Ontology annotation, molecular function: medium-chain fatty acid-CoA ligase activity. Gene Ontology annotation, biological process: fatty acid metabolic process. The record is from RefSeq and is a predicted model, not a curated record. The annotation marks the transcript as partial.